AUGUUCUCCCCUCACUCCAUGAAUAACGUAUUUCCCAUCAGAGUUAUCGUUCUUGGUUUUCUCCUUAGCACCCAUAUCCACGCUGAUUGUGUCGUGCAGAGUGGAUUAAUUGAUUUUUUUUUUCUAAUCUACGAUUUUUUUUUAAAAAGAAGGUUGAAACUGAAGACAACCUGCUCAAUCAGUUUUUUUAUUGGCUUCUUAAAGGCCAUUGCUUAUGUUUAUGAUGUGGUUGCCUUUGUCCCGUAUUAUAUGAUAUGCAAGCCUUAUGAAAAAGUUAGGCUUUCUAAAAGAAUCAAGGCAAAACCAAUUGGUAAUGAUGCCAAUUCUCCAUAUAGAUCAGUUGAGUGUUCUGGCGGUGAGCUGAGCACGGCUCUUUUUGGCGAUGAAUGUGUCACGGUGGAUGACCUAUUUGUUCGAGCUGUGAGACUUUAUGGGCCAAGACCAUGUUUGGGAACACGCGAGAUUCUUCAAGUAGAAGACGAGCAGCAGCAGAAUGGCCGUGUUUUCCAGAAGGUAGGUAGAUAUAAAGUCUCCUCGUUUUAA
Messenger RNA from Acanthosepion pharaonis, 543 nucleotides. Lineage: Eukaryota; Metazoa; Mollusca; Cephalopoda; Sepiida; Sepiidae. The record is from the annotation of a GenBank genome assembly.